Messenger RNA from Hirundo rustica (Barn swallow), 771 nucleotides. It is a transcript of the gene TMIGD1, whose product is annotated as transmembrane and immunoglobulin domain containing 1. Gene Ontology annotation, cellular component: cell-cell junction. The transcript has 5 exons. Bases 1 to 771 code for a protein of 256 amino acids. Gene Ontology annotation, biological process: cell-cell adhesion. Gene Ontology annotation, molecular function: cell adhesion molecule binding. The record is from RefSeq and is a predicted model, not a curated record. NCBI's taxonomy places the organism in Eukaryota, Metazoa, Chordata, Aves, Passeriformes, Hirundinidae.
AUGGCGCAGAGACGCAGCCUCGCCGUCCCCUACGGAGCUGUCCUUGCUAUUUCCUUCUUGGCGUGUGUGGCCACAGGUUUGGAGCUGUCUGUAAAUAACCACGCUGCUGACUUCACCCUGACCACAGAGCUGGGCCCUGCCAUCUCCCUCUCGUGCCUCGUGCACAACAGCAGCCAGGCCGAGGAGCUGCUCUGGUACCGCGGAGAUGGGCGGGUGGGUCUGAAAGACGGCAACAAAGUGAACAUCAGCAACAUCUGCAUAUCCCCGGUCAACGAGUCCGACAACGGAGUCGCCUUCACGUGCAAGCUGGCGCGGGACACGUCUGUGCAGGUGUCCGUGAUCCUGGACAUCCAGUUUCCUCCCCAGCUGAGUGGAGAGGAGACCCUCCACGUGGAGGAAGAGAAAGAUGUUACUCUGACCUGCAACUCCAAAUCCAACCCUCAAGCCCAAAGCACCUGGUAUAAGGACAACCACAACUUGACCCUGCAGCAAAAGCGUCACGAGCUGUACCAGACCAGUGAGGUCUUUCGGCUCUCCAUCAGAAAGGUGCAGAAGUCCGACAACGGGACCUACACCUGCGUGGUGCAAUCACCCUUGGGAAAGGGGACAAGGGAUUUCCACCUCAUAGUUGAAGAUAAAAAAGCUGUUUUUCCCAAGGAGGCUGUUAUUGCUGCUAUCGUGGUGAUUACAAUCACAAUACUUUUUGGAAUUGUGGCUCGAAAAGAUAAAUUUUUUAAGUGCUUCAAGAAACCAAGAGAAACAGCUCUGUAA